UUUAUCAAAGAAAGGUUUUAGUUGAUGAGAUACUGCUGUAGUCUGUAAAUGUUCCUUUUUUCACAUUUUCUUAGUUAGAAUAUGUUUCAAUUUGAUUUUUCUGUACUCAGGUGUUUUAUUGUAGAUAUGAUUCCUGACUGUUUUUAUUUGUCAGAGCUGAUUCAGAAACCUAGAGAAGUUUCUGCUCAUGGAUGUGAAGAACAGCACCAUGGAGUUAACCUUAUCACCAGCGACUUGUGCAGUCAAAGAAGAACCUGAAGACCCCAAUGGAAAUGGUUUUGUUCAGGAGCUGCUGGUUGAGUCAAUCAACACUCCAGUUACACCUCACUGCAGCAACCAGAGUGAAGAAUGUGUUGGAGACUCAAGGGAUUUAGAAGUACACAAUCCCAAGCACACUGGUGAAAGAAAGUUCAUCUGUACCCAGUGUGACAAGAGAUUCAUCAGAUCAAGCCAUCUGAAGGAYCACCUUUGUGUCCACACUGGAGAGAAGCCUUAUGCUUGUACCCAGUGUGAGAAGAGAUUCACCCAGUCAAGCAGUCUGAAAAGGCAUCAGCAUGUCCACUCUAGAUAAAAGUCCUUCUUUUGGUAGAUAUUCUGGUGGACUGAAACAUUUGUUUUACUGUGGACUUGAAUGUUUAUCAGAAAUGUAAAAUAAAGCAUCUAAAAAUGUUA
Molecule: messenger RNA, 672 nt
Organism: Austrofundulus limnaeus
Lineage: Eukaryota; Metazoa; Chordata; Actinopteri; Cyprinodontiformes; Rivulidae
Product: zinc finger protein 135
Exons: 2
Coding region: 188-571 (127 amino acids)
Biological process (GO): regulation of transcription by RNA polymerase II
Molecular function (GO): RNA polymerase II cis-regulatory region sequence-specific DNA binding; DNA-binding transcription factor activity, RNA polymerase II-specific
Source: RefSeq, a predicted model, not a curated record